Messenger RNA from Miscanthus lutarioriparius, 2163 nucleotides. NCBI's taxonomy places the organism in Eukaryota, Viridiplantae, Streptophyta, Magnoliopsida, Poales, Poaceae. The record is from the annotation of a GenBank genome assembly.
AUGGCCGCCGCCGAGACGGCGACGGUCUUCAUGGAGACGAGCCUCGGCACCCGCCUCGUCCUCUCCUUCCCCGCCCGCGCCACCACCGUCGCCGACCUCAAGCGCCAAGUGAGCGCGGAGCAUGCCGCGUGUUUCCCCUGCACCGGGCCAAUCGCCGUCUCAUCCUUGCAGAUUGAGCUGGAUGGUUCCUGGUUUCAGCUCACUGAUUCCGUGGUCGUGGAAGCUGCUUUCGAGUGGGUCAAGGGGCCAAGGCGCCUCCUGGUUGAGGCUCACGAGCUUCGUCCUCAUCCACCUGCUUGCAAGGAUGCCAAGUGUGGAACUGCUGAUGCUGAACCAAAUGCGGGCCAUUCAGUCGUCGCUGAGGACUCCUUGCAGUACAUGUUACCUCCUGCAGAGGCACCAGGAGGUGGCAAUCAUGCCUCAGGCAAUGGCGUCAGUGACAUCCGACAGCUGAAGAACCAGCAGGAUAAAGUUGUUGAGCAUGCUUUAUGUCAGCACGAAGAUGGAAUUACUAUGCCUCAAGAAAGUUCAAAUAUUGAUUUAGCCAUUGGCGACAGCGGCACUGGCACCCCACUGGCAAACCAGGAGGACAAGCCUCAGGAAUGUAUUGAGCAUGUCUCUCGCCAACUCGAAGAUGGAAUUGGCAUGUCUCAAGAAAGUUCACAUUGUGAUUUAGCCACAGGUGACAGUGACACCUCACUGACAAACCAAGAGAACAAACUUCAGGGAUGUGUUGAGCAUGCCUCUGUUCAGCUCGAAGAUGGAAUCACCAUGCCCCAAGAAAGUUCACAUUUUGAUUUAGCCACAGGCACCAAUAACACCCCACUGCCAAACCAGGAGGACAAACUUCAAGGAUGUGCUGAGCAUGCCUCUGUUCAGCUCGAAGAUGGAACAACCAUGCCUCAAGAAAGUUCACAUUUUGAUUUAACAACAGGCACCAAUAACAGCCCACUGCCAAACCAGGAGGACAAACUUCAGGGAUGUGCUGAACAUGCUUCUGUUCAGCUCGAAGAUGGAAUCACCAUGCCUCAGGAAAGUUCACAUUUUGAUUUAGCAACAGGCACCAAUAACCGCCCACUGCCAAACCAGGAGGACAAACUUCAGGGAUGUGCUGAGCAUGCUUCUGGUCACCUUGAAGAUGGAAUCACCAUGCCUCAGGAAGGUUCAGAUUCUGAUUUAGCAGCAGGAGGUAGUGACACUCUACCAAUGGACCAACAGGACAAAUUUCAUGAUGGUGCUGAGCAUGCUUCAGCUCACAGUGAAGGUAGAACUACCAUGCCCCAAGAAAGUUCAGAUCUUGGUGUAGCAGAAGACAAAGGGAAUGAUCGUGCUGGGGAUCAACAAAAAGACAUCAUCAUGGAGCCAAGAGGGAAGAAACGGUUUAGGGAGGAAGAUGAAGCUGACAGAAACAUCGAUGUGAACUGUGAUGACAAUCUUUCCCAUUUUGUUAGCCCCACACCUAAGUUUGUGUCUGAGAAAAGAGCAAAGGAACAAUGGACAUCUGGUGUGUGCAGUGAAGGAAGCAUCAACAAUAAACCAGCUAUUCCACCUUGUGCUGAGUCCAUGGGAAAAGAUAAGUCUUCAGACAAAGAAGUGAUGACACAGAUAGGUGACAAGGAGGAACCUCAGAUAGCUGGGUGCACAGGUAAAAGCAGCUGCAAAAGAACAGAUGUUCCACAUUAUGUUGACUCCAUGAAUGAAGGCAAUAAGAGGCCAGCUUCCAAUGUCCAUUUUCUCAACAAAGGGGAAAAUGAAAGGGCCACAUCAUCUGUGACCAAAGAACAUGAGCCUUGUUUCAGAAGAAGGCACCACCGGGUUGCUGUGCGUAAAGUGUCUAUGAGCAGGGCAAUGAAGGUAUAUCCUUUCAGGUGUCCUGAUCAUGUUUUGAUAGCCCUAUCCAGACUCAGUGGUUUGAAGCUUAGUUCCAGAAAAUACUUCUUCACCUAUAAUGUGAACAUCCCCCAAGAGGGAGGUGUUGUCCCCCAAGAGGGAGUAUGGCUAGUUUGGGCACAAAACAACCUAAUAAGACCCUUGAGAACACUUGGAAACCGCUGGAUAAGUUUUAGUUUGAUCUCACAUGGACGAUGUGUACAAGAACAUGUUGCUGAGAAAGCUGUAGAACAGACAGAGAAUGGGAAAUGCUUUUGGGUACAACUUAAGUAG